Camellia sinensis is the source of this 2063-nucleotide messenger RNA. RefSeq names its product serine/threonine-protein kinase PEPKR2. NCBI's taxonomy places the organism in Eukaryota, Viridiplantae, Streptophyta, Magnoliopsida, Ericales, Theaceae. Gene Ontology annotation, biological process: protein phosphorylation. The record is from RefSeq and is a predicted model, not a curated record. Gene Ontology annotation, molecular function: ATP binding; protein kinase activity.
CUUAAAAAGUCGGUCUCCCCAUAAUCCAAAAUGUACCCCAAGCCUCCCUAAAAACUCACUUCACAUUACACAAAUCAAUCAAUCAAUCCCCAAAUACACAUGAUCCAUCGGAGAUUUCUAUAGAAUUUUUUGUUUCAUCUUCCCCCUACCUACCUUGUCUCUCUUCAGCUUCGAUGUCUCCCCAAUAUGCACACCAAAAGAAUUGAAAAUGGGUUUGCUUUAGGUAGAUUAUAGUGUGAUGUGAUUAUGAGGAAGAAGAGGAAAGGUAGUGAAUUUCUAUACCCAGAUCAAGAGGUUUUAGAAUCAACUCGCGAUUCGCGUUCGUUGUCGAAUUUAAAGACCCAUUAUUCUUUGGAAGAUUAUGCUAGGUUGAAGAAGAGGUGUAAGGAAGAUGUGGUGGGUACAGACCCAAUUGGGUCAUGUAAAAAUAGGCUUCUGGGUAUUGCUUCUACGGCUCCGCCAUGCGGAACUUCGUCGUUGGUUUUACCAGGAAGAGGGUUGAAGAGAAAGAUAGGGUGUAUUGAUAGAGCCACUCAAUUGGGUAGGAAGAACAAGAUUGAGGAUGAUUAUGUUUCAGGUGCCACAAUUGGAAAAGGUAAAUUUGGGUCGGUUUGGUUGUGCCAGAGUAGGGUUACUGGAGUGGAAUUUGCGUGUAAGACUCUGCAUAAGGGGGAAGAGACGGUUCACCGUGAGGUAGAGAUUAUGCAGCAUUUGUCAGGGCAUCCGGGUGUUGUAACAUUGGAGGCGGUGUAUGAGGAUUCUGAAUGCUUUCACCUUGUGAUGGAGCUGUGUUCAGGUGGACGUUUGAUUGAUCAGAUGGCCAGUGAGGGUCGGUAUUCAGAGCACCGGGCUGCUAAUAUAUUCAAGGAAAUUGUGCUGGUCAUUAAGUAUUGUCAUGAGAUGGGAGUUGUACACAGAGAUAUAAAGCCUGAGAAUAUUCUUCUCACAAAUUCAGGGAAGAUAAAGCUGGCAGAUUUCGGCUUAGCCAUGAGGAUUGCAAAUGGUCAGAGAUUGACUGGUUUGGUUGGGAGCCCUGUUUAUGUUGCCCCAGAAGUUCUCCUAGGCGAUUAUUCUGAGAAAGUUGAUAUAUGGAGUGCUGGUGUCCUUCUACAUGCUCUCUUGACUGGUCUUCUCCCAUUUCAAGGAGACUCACUAGAAGCAGUUUUCGAAGCAAUCAAGAGCAUGAAGGUUGAUUUCCACACCGGGAUAUGGGAGUCUAUAUCGAAAGUUGCACGGGAUCUGAUUGAGCGCAUUCUUACAAGAGAUGUUGCAACAAGGAUAACAGCAGAUGAAGUUCUAAGCCAUCCAUGGAUCUUGCUCUACACUGACCGCACAUUAAGGACGCUAUCUAUAAAGUCGAAAUCAAAGAGCCGGUCACCACCACCACCUUCCCAGCUACCAGCCAUUACAACUAGACUGGAGGAGCAGAAUGACCGUAGGACAGCCUAUGAUUCUUUUGGUGAGACUAAUGAUCCAGCAUCGUUGCCUGGAAGUUUGAGUCGCAAGGCUGAAGAGCAAGACGGCUCUGGUUUGGUUGACGCACUUGCAGUAGCAAUUUCACACGUGACGAUCUCCGAAACAAAACGGAGCAGGCUGUGCGUUCCAACAAACCCAAUACAGGAGCAAUGCUCGUCUAACAUGAAGGCUAACAAUCUCUGCAAAGCAUUUUGAUUCCGAGACAUAAACAGCUGACCGAACUACACCACCAACACCAUCCCUCAGUUAUUUUUUGAAUGGGUAUCUGAAUUAAAAAAUUUCGUGGCCAAAAGAUGAUAUAACUGGCAAACAUGUUUGGGUAUCAAAAUAACAAGUAUUGGAUUGAUGGCUGGGAAAGGCUAGAAAUUGUUGGAAUGCUUGUUUGAUCUAAUGUUGGCCAUUGUUGACAUGGCAAUGUACCUAUAACCUGAUACAACCUAAUAAACUGAUGUACAGUACUGGUAAUGUAAAUAGAGAGUGCUGGUGAUUUGUAAUUGUAACACGGGGUUUGUUUGGUUCUUUGCUUUAUUUAAAUAUAUUGCUUUGCUACCUGCAUUUCACAAUCUUGGAACUACAGAAUUUUUGUA